Molecule: messenger RNA, 1902 nt
Organism: Notolabrus celidotus (New Zealand spotty)
Lineage: Eukaryota; Metazoa; Chordata; Actinopteri; Labriformes; Labridae
Product: dnaJ homolog subfamily B member 9-like
Exons: 3
Coding region: 16-939 (307 amino acids)
Cellular component (GO): endoplasmic reticulum
Molecular function (GO): misfolded protein binding; protein-folding chaperone binding
Source: RefSeq, a predicted model, not a curated record
UUUCUCCACGUGCGCAUGGUUUCAACCAAUCACAGCAAAGUGAGUCACUGUGCUAAGAGACGGACCAAUAGCGCUGCGAGUCGUGGUGUUACAGCUCAGGAAUGCAGCUCGUCAACAACUGCUAGCUUUCGUUUCGCAUCAGCUGGAGCUGUUGGCGGCUUACAGGAGUAUCCUCAGGCUGUUUGUCAACCCGUCUCCAGCCUCAGAGGUGUCAAAACCAGCAGAAUGGCCACAGCGCAGUCGGUUUUACUGCUCGCAGUAAACAUUCUGCUGAUCUCUGAGUUCAUCCUGGCUAAGAGGGACUACUACGACAUACUGGGGGUACCCAAAGAUGCCACAGAUCGCCAGAUCAAGAAGGCCUUCCAUAAGCUGGCCCUGAAGUACCAUCCUGACAGAAACAAGGGCCCAGACGCAGAGGAAAACUUUAGGGAAAUAGCAGAAGCUUACGAGACGUUAUCAGAUGAUAAGAGGAGGCGAGAGUACGACCAGUUUGGCCAUGGCCCGUCACCAGGGGAGGGCCACAAUGGAGCAGGGGGAGGAGGUGGUGGAACCUACAACUUCAACCAGCACUACCAGUCCUUCAACUUCGACGAUAUAUUCAAAGACUUUGACCAUUUUGGUCACCAACACCAACAGCAACAGCAACACCAACACCACUUUCACUCCCAAAACCAAGGCCACCAAAAGAGACACUUUGACAGCCACUUCCAGGCCCACAGGGAGGCUAUGAACAGGCAGAAGAGGCAGUUUCAGGAAGGGGGCUUUGGAGGAGGACUCUUUGAUGACAUGUUUGAGGACUUGGAGAAGAUGUUCUCCUUCAACACGCACAAUACGAGGACUGAGAGCAGCUUUCAGAGCUCGGGAGCAGGGAGGCAGCACUGCAGGACAGUGACCCAGCGCAGGGGGAACAUGGUGACCACCUUCACUGACUGCUCCUGAGACAAGCGGACACAUAAACAACGCUCUUGGGACACUUCUGGGUUUUACUUGUGGUUUUGGAAUUGAAUGCUAAUGUAUCACGUGGUGGAAUAGAGAAUGGUUUUGUGUGGCUUUUGUGCUAUUCUAUGUAAUAUCCUCCAGGAACAAAUGUCCAAGUGGGCCUUUUUGACGGCUGCUUCCAAGCAAUAACUCACACAUCAUUGCUCUUAGCACGAUAUAUAAAAUACCUCUCUGUUUCUUAGCUCUUCAGAUUUAUUUUGUUUACUUAUAUUCCUUUUUUUUCGAUGGUACAAUCUUUAAGACUCAGGUAUGGCCUAAGGUUGUGAAACAAGGCAAUAGAAUUUAUUAAAACACCACAUUUAUAUUUUAAACCAUCAAUUCUGCACCCUGUCAGGCCAUACUCAGAUUGUGCUCUCUACAGGAUAAACCAUUCGCUAAUGUACAACAAGGCUUUGCUAAGCUUAGUGUAGUCUGGACUUGCAUUUUUUCCCUCUCGAGUAUUUAUAAAUAAGCUUUAAGUCUGGCAAAAAUUGUGAAAUUAUUGCAAGUCAGCAAUCAUCAACUGUUACCUCAUUGUAGUUCCCUCCUAAAGAAUCAAAUCUACCUUUACACAGUCAGGAUUGGAAAUUAAUGUUGGUCCCAUGAUAAAUGCUGGCAGAAGUUGUCUUCUCUUUCAGUUGUUUUGAUGGUUGAAAAAGCAAAAAAAAGGGUGAUCUGCCAGUGAAGCUGAAUGGUCUGAAACACAGUUUCCUGAACUGAUCUGAACGUGCAAUAUUCAUCACCUUCGCUCUUCAUGUUGCCUAUCCUUCAUAGACAGUGCUGAGUUCACCUCAUUGUCUAAUGUCUGCACUUUGUGUGUGUGAGUGUGUUUUUAUGUUUGUGUGUGUGUGCGCAAGGCCAUAGUGGCCUGACUGUUGAUUGAUUCCAUAAUGUUUGGAAAAUGAAAUAAAAAGUACAAGCACA